Molecule: messenger RNA, 1917 nt
Organism: Condylura cristata (star-nosed mole)
Lineage: Eukaryota; Metazoa; Chordata; Mammalia; Eulipotyphla; Talpidae
Gene: RGS20
Product: regulator of G-protein signaling 20
Source: RefSeq, a predicted model, not a curated record
AUGCUCAGGCUUUCCCAAGAAAACCAAGAAUAUCUCCAAAAAUAUAUCCUCAGUUCAACUAAGUGGAAACAGUUUAUGAUCCUGUCCAGGACUGAGGAAUAUAAUGCAGAUCUUGACCAAACCACAAAGAAUGAAGGAGGCUCCAAAGCUGUGUUUAAUAUUAAGCUCCCAGAUUUUCCAGCUGCGCCCAAACUGCUCAGCCUCCUUUCUGACACGUUCUCUGGUCUCACGAGGUUCUUCUCUCAACUUCUCCGCGGACCCCGUCCUGAAGUCCCCAUCAGUGCCCGGAGUAUCUCCUUUCUGCUUUCUGCUCUGCCAUCAGUUGGGCUUUCUACGGGGCACCUACGAAGGCCAGGCCACCUACUCCUGCUAGUUGCAGCUAUGGCACUGCCCAGAAGACCCCAAGGGGGACACCUGACCAGGGGAGAGGCUGCCAGUACAGAAAUGUCGAGCACAAUCCCUCCAAUGGGAUCAGAACACAUGGAGAUGCAGAAGCCCCAGAUGUCUGCAGCUCAGGAGACAUCAGGCUCCACCCCAAGCCAGCAAGGAGUAGGGAACCGAGGAUCCAAUGCAUGCUGCUUCUGCUGGUGUUGCUGCUGUAGCUGCUCUUGUCUCACAGUUAGAAACCAAGAACAGAUACCCAGGAGAGCAUCCCAAGAGCUCAGAAGGGAAGACCUUCCAAUCUGUGAAGAAAGCCCAAGUCCUACUCUGGAAGAAGUUCACUCUUGGGCUCAGUCAUUCGACAAGUUAAUGCUCACUCCAGCAGGAAGGAAUACUUUCCGCGAAUUUCUCAGAACAGAAUUCAGUGAAGAAAAUAUGCUUUUCUGGAUGGCAUGUGAGGAACUGAAAAAAGAGGCCAAUAAAAACAUUAUUGAAGAGAAAGCAAGAAUAAUAUAUGAAGACUACAUUUCCAUUCUUUCUCCUAAAGAGGUCAGUUUAGACUCCCGAGUCAGAGAAGUCAUCAACAAGAACAUGGUGGAGCCUUCCCAACACAUAUUCGAUGAUGCACAACUUCAGAUUUACACUUUAAUGCACAGAGACUCAUACCCCCGGUUCAUGAACUCUACUCUCUAUAAGGAUUUGCUUCAGUCCUUAUCUGAGAAAUCAGUUGAAGCAUAGGAUGUUAUCAAAUAUAUUUAUUAUUAAUAAAAUAAUAAAAGAACUCAAGGACCACAUCUAGUACAGGGAAUUUAGAGAUAGUGGGAUCUCCUGCGGGAGUAAUACUGGGGCUAUUUUAAUAACAGAUGCUUCCUUCUAGAGAUGGCUAUAUAUUCACAAUGUAAAUUGCAGCCAACUUUAGUGAUACUUUUUUUUUUAAUGGGGUAUGACUAUUUUAAAAAGAUAGUGUAUUUCCAUUUACAAUACCAGUAGCAUGUUCUCAAUGACAAGGGAUACACUAGAUGCUCCAUGUGCCUAGAGCAUGUCUGGCUACUGGAGCAAAACAUUUCACUCUUUUGCAUGAGUUCAGUACCUGAUUACUCUCCCCCACAAAGACAAGACACUCGAGUGUCUCCAAGCUACUCCUCCCUUCCAUCAAGCUCAGUUUUGAACAUUUCACUUAUUGAUGCCAUUACCCAUCAGACCCAAAUACUCAUUUUAUAAAGAUGUGACUGCUACAUAAAAAAUAUUCCACUUUGUCUAAAAAUAUACAUAUGUAGGCACAUAUGUUUGUAUCUAUACAUGGUUAGUGUCAAGUACUGUUCUCUUAUGUGGAUCAGUCUCAAAUGUUUGGUAAAAGAAGUAGUGUUUAGAAAAUUCUUUUGUUGAAAAGUUAGUUAUUUUAUCAGAAUCUGCAAACCUGAAGAAUGAAUUUAUAACUUAGUCAUGUUCAUAACUUGCAAAUAAGCAUAUUUCUGUUUUUAUUAUUGAAAGAAAUAUGGGCAUUUUCACUCUAAAAAAUAAAGCACAAGAGUUUUA